Molecule: messenger RNA, 3910 nt
Organism: Podarcis lilfordi (Lilford's wall lizard)
Lineage: Eukaryota; Metazoa; Chordata; Lepidosauria; Squamata; Lacertidae
Source: the annotation of a GenBank genome assembly
ACUGGAUACUGAUAGUAAUCAUUUUUAAAAGGAAGACAAUGCUCUAUCUAGAUUCCAAACAUGGAUUGAACCACUCUGUGAUUGAUGCAAUAACAUCCUUCUUAGCAUGUCUGUAUGAGAUGGAUUCAAAAUAUCCCUAUAGUUUUGCGGCUGAUCAUUUUUUGCACCAACUGAUAUACCCAGGCAAGGUACCGUAAUUCCAGUGACUACGGUCCUUUCACAUGUACCAUUGCCCAUCUGAUUGCUUCUGCUGCCCAAUUACAGUUCAUACAAAAGGAUAUGGCUGCCAUUAGACCCUGGAUUGCAAAAGAAAUAAUACAGUACUGUGGGAAAACCUAUUUUGAAGGACAAGACAAAUAUUUUCAAGUGGAAAUUGAUGCUGUUCCUCCCAAGAAGAGACAAAUCUUGAACGAAAGUUACAUUACUGUGUCUCGAUCAUGCCCAGAGGGAUGGAAGGAUACACUAACCUAUUGCUCAGAUAUUUUACCUUCCUUGUUUGAAGGCUGCUGGUCACUAUGUUUCUUGAAGGAAGGGUGCAGGAGGCCCAGUGGUGACCUAACUAUGGUUUACUGUGAAGGAAACUGCAAGGACUGGUACCACUGCUUUCGCAUAGGCAUUGAUUCAAAAGAUCUUCCAGAGGUUUUCGUGUGUCCAGACUGUCAAUCCACUGUGGCCGAAUAGAUUUUGAAACUGCGAACUGUCAUAUUCCACAGGUUGGUAUAAUACAGCAAAAUCCAAACAUAUAGUUUUCAUCAUCAUGGCAGGGAUGGUCCUUUUCCAUAGAAUUCUUAUUUAUGGAGUUAGUUUUUAAAUCCUGCUUUUCUCUACUUGAAGGAGUCUCAAAGUGGCUAAAAAUCUCCUUUCCCUUCCACCCCCACAACAGACACCUUGUGAGGUAGGUGGGGCUGAGAGAGUUCAGAGAGAAGUGUGACUGGCCCAAGGUCACCCAGCAGCCUGCAUGUGGAGGAGCGGGGAAGCGAACCCAGCUCACCAUAUUAGAGUCCACCGCUCUUAACUACUACACCACAGAAACAUAUCUCUUAAAACUCUGGAGCAAGCUGUUCAGUUCAGCCUCAUAGUGAUACUGAUUUGUGGAGGGAAGGUUGGUGAUGAGCAAGAUCUGUUCCCAUUUCCCAACACAGAGACCAUAGAGCAGUUUCUUUUGGGAGCUGAACCUGCAGAGUGUUUCUGUUCAGAAUUUCCGUGGCAGAAAUUGGCUAAGUGCCUUUAUAAACAUUCAGCUUCUCAAAUCGAACCCCAUCAUGAAACUUUCAGGUGUAGCUGUUGGAGGUGGAGGGCAGAGAAGGUGCUAGUCCUUACCUCCCUCCUCCCAGCCCCAUGAUCAGUUGCCCAAUGGGCUGAAUUUCACGGCUUUUGCAUGUAAAGGGCAAGCUUGUUCUUUACUUGUUUAGACUCUUUAAACUUGGAAACAGAUAUUUGGCUCCAUGACCAAAAUGACCAAAAGGGUCAGCUUCUAGAGGACUGGAAAGAUCAUGAUUGUACUUCCCCUACCCUCAGCCCUAACUCCGUUGAGUAUUUUUUGUUAUGAGACUGAGUGUUUGGGGCUGAUGCUGUAGCAUUCUUGUCUGGGGGCUUGAUGGAAAAACAGAAAAGUGACCCUCACCUAACUCUCCAAUGCCCUUCAACAAGAAUGCUGUAGGAAAUAUUGCUAAGCCCAAAGGGAGGCAAGAAUUUGCUUCAGAGAGCCAGUGUGGUGUAGUGGUUAAGAGCGGUAGUCUCGUAAUCUGGGGAACCAGGUUCGCGUCUCCGCUCCUCCACAUGCAGCUGCUGGGUGACCUUGGGCCAGUCACACUUCUUUGAAGUCUCUCAGCCCCACUCACCUCACAGAGUGUUUGUUGUGGGGGAGGAAGGGAAAGGAGAAUGUUAGCCGCUUUGAGACUCCUUAAAGGGAGUGAAAGGCGGGAUAUCAAAUCCAAACUCUUCUUCUUCUUCUUCUUCAGCUCACCUUGUUAAUGGCAGAGCAAAAGCUAUGUGUGUGUCAUUCUCAAUCAGUCUACUUUCAGGACUGAUUUUAGAACCCUCUUAUGUCAGGCCACAUGGUCACUGGAGGUGGCCCCAUCAUGCAAACAUGACUAUCCACACAGGGACCAUCUAUUUUUGUUUUUUUUCCUGAUACUGGAUUUUAUGUUACAGUUACAUCUUUUAAAACAGCUGUCAGUAUAUCACACUGUAUUCCACUUGCCUUCCAAAGGAACAUGUGGCUCUCCCCACAUAGCGGGUUAGGUUGAGACUGCUGAUCCAAAGUGAUCAGUAAUUUUUACGGUAAUUACAAUCCUGCUUUCCCUUGUACCAGCUUACCUUGACUUCAGUAAGGCCUUUGAAAAGGUCCUCCAUGAUAUUAUUGCAAAACAACUAGUAAAAUGUGGGCUAGACAAAGCUACUGUUAGGUGGAUUUGUAAUUGGUUGGCGGGCUGAACCCAAAGAGUGCUCAUCAGUGGCUCACCUUCAUCCUGGAAAAAAAUGACUACUGGGGUUCCACAAGGUUCUGUCCUGGGCCUGGUGCUAUUCAAUAUUUUUAUAAAUGAUUUGGAUGAUGGAAUAGAGGGUGUGCUAAUCAAAUUUGCAAAUGACUGCAAACUAGGAGGGGUUGCUAAUACACCAGAGGACAGGGUCAGAAUUCAAAAUGACCUGAAUAGCCUAGAGAGCUGGGCCAAAGCCAACAAUAUGGAGUUCAAUAGGGAGAAAUGUAAGGUACUACACCUGGAUAGAAAAAAUGAAAUGCACAGGUGGGGGACACUUGGCUUGACAGCAGUACCUGUGAAAGGGAUCUGGGAGUCUUAGUCGACCACAAGCUGAAUAUGAGUCAACAGUGUGAUGUGGCAGCUAAGAAUGCCAAUGCAAUUCUGGGCUGCAUCAAUAGGAGUAUAGUGUCUAGAUCAAGUGAAGGAAUGCUACCACACUAUUCUGGUUGGUUGGUCAGACCACACCUGAAAUACUGUGUCCAGUUGAAGAAGGAUAUUGUCAAGUUGGAGCAUGUCCAGAGGAGGGUGACCAAAAUGUAAAAGGUCUGGAAUCCAAGCCCUAUGAGGAGAGACUUAGGGAGCUGGAUUUGUUGAAUCUAGAGAAGAGAAGUUUAAGGAGUGACAUGAUAGCCAUGUUUAAAUAUUUGAAGGGAUGUCAUGUUGAAGAGGGAGCAAGCUUGUUUUCUGCUGUUCUAGAGACUAGGAUGCAGAAUAAUGGAUUCAAACUAUGGGAAAAGAGAUUCCACCUGGGCGUGGUAAUCCAGUCAGGGAAAAAGGGAGGCAUACUAUGUUUAGGGCACCGUUUCCAGCCCCUUCCCCUUUUCGGGGUGAGCAUAGUGGAUCCUAAAAAGGGCUGCUCAGUCAUGGAUACAGCUGCUGAGCUGCUCAACUGCCUCAUUCCUUGAGUCAGAACGACUGACCGCCCACGUGUUGGUUCAUGACUAGGGGCUUCACAUUCCUGUCACUGUAGCCAUUUAGUGAUGGCCAUGGGGCGAGGGUUUGGGGAGGUUGGGUUUGGUUUUUGGAAGACGCCUGUGCGUGAAUUUGUUUUAUGUGUGUAGAUUAGUGCACGCUGACCAACACACAGUCUUCACAGUAGGGCUCUGUUCUAAUGGCAUGAGUAGUCACGACAAACUGGUGGAUCCUAUCUGCUGCAGCCUUCAUCCGCCUUCAGAGCCGUUGUAACACACUGCUUGUUAUCACCCGCCUGUUCUGCCGUUGAGGACUUCUUGGAUCAUUCUUUGUCUAACUCCUUCCCUGUUAUGUACUAAGCUUGGAUCCUAGAACAAUAGGCAAGUAGGAUCCUAGAAUGCAAGAACUGAUUGGCUUGCAGGAAAAGACCAAUCAGGCUCCAGGAGGGAAGCAGAAUCAGCUAGUCAGACGGGACUCAUUGUGUAAAUAAUGUAUAUAAAAGCCUGAGGUUUGGG